This is a messenger RNA of Fraxinus pennsylvanica, 309 nucleotides long. NCBI's taxonomy places the organism in Eukaryota, Viridiplantae, Streptophyta, Magnoliopsida, Lamiales, Oleaceae. The record is from the annotation of a GenBank genome assembly.
AUGGAUCGUAUAGUGAAACUGGCUUCUCAGAAAGCUGUGGUGAUCUUUAGUAAGAGUUCAUGUUGCAUGUGCCAUGCUAUCAAGAGACUGUUUUAUGAGCAAGGUGUGAGUCCUACGAUCCAUGAACUAGAUGAGGAUUCAAGAGGAAAAGAAAUGGAGUGUGCUCUAAUGAGGUUAGGAUGCAGCACUGCUGUCCCAGCUGUGUUUAUCGGAGGAGAAUUUGUGGGCUCUUCUAAUACUAUUAUGACUCUGCAUCUCAAUGGUUCACUUAAGAAGUUGUUGAAAGAUGCCGGAGCAUUAUGGCUCUAA